AUGUUCGUCUUACCCCACCCUAACUACGCCGAGAUCCCAGAACCAGACCACGACGGUCACGAGUACAGCGUCGAGGAGAUAAUCAACUACUCUCACGAGCAUGCUCCAGGUCUUCUCGACGUAACCCCUGUGCCAGAGCGUAUAGUCAUCGCCCCGCAAGUCAAAUACACCGUCCGCCAGGCUAGCACCGAGAUGAUCCUCAUCGGUAUGCACGAGGGGCGUCUGAAGAUAAGCACAGUCGUAGGAGCCUCAAGAACGUCAAUCUGUAUGGGGCAUGAGCGCGAUGGUGCCCAGGGUCAGGCCAAGCAACUGCGCUCAGUACUCUGA
Molecule: messenger RNA, 327 nt
Organism: Ascochyta rabiei
Lineage: Eukaryota; Fungi; Ascomycota; Dothideomycetes; Pleosporales; Didymellaceae
Exons: 2
Coding region: 1-327 (108 amino acids)
Source: RefSeq, a predicted model, not a curated record